Messenger RNA from Exophiala aquamarina CBS 119918, 1788 nucleotides. RefSeq lists its product as uncharacterized. Bases 1 to 1788 code for a protein of 595 amino acids. NCBI's taxonomy places the organism in Eukaryota, Fungi, Ascomycota, Eurotiomycetes, Chaetothyriales, Herpotrichiellaceae. Gene Ontology annotation, molecular function: dipeptidyl-peptidase activity. The record is from RefSeq and is a predicted model, not a curated record. The transcript has 4 exons.
AUGCCCAACAUCAUUCGAAAAGAUAUUCACCUCGUUGACGAGAAGUCAUUUGGCUAUAUUUUUGAACAGAACGUCACCAUUCAAUUGAAAGACGACCGUGGUGUUGUCAGGGUCAAUGUGUACCGGCCAAAAUCGAUAGAAGAAAAGUUCCCUGUGCUGGUCACCUAUGGCCCUUACGGGAAGGACAUUCAUUAUGCAGAUUUCCACGCCAAGUCAUUCAGCGAGGUUCCGGACGAACACCACUCUGCACAUUCCGCGUGGGAAACGCCAGACCCAGGUUUCUGGACAAAGCAUGGCUACGCAAUUGUGCGGGGCGACGAGGUUGGCCUUGGCCAGUCACCCGGAGAGCUCAAUACUAUGUCGCGUGAUACAAGUUUAGCAUUUAAAGAUGUGAUAGAAUGGUCAGCUGAUCAGCAUUGGUCAACUGGCAAGGUCGGUUUACUGGGGGUAAGCUAUUAUGCUGGAAGUCAAUGGCGAGUGGCGGCAAGACAGCCCAAAGGUCUCAAAUGCAUCAUCCCCUGGGAGGGGAUGUCGGACUAUUAUCGAGACCGAUGCCGACACGGCGGUAUACUAUCCAACGCUUUUAUCGAUUUUUGGUGGAAUCGCCAGGUUAUUACGAAUCAAUAUGGUAGGCCAGGGAGAGCAGCUAGCAAUUGGGGUCCGGAUACCCUUGAGGGUGAUCUAUCACUAGAAGAGCUCAAGAAGAACUGUCGAGACCAGACCGUCGAUAACGCAAACAAUCGCUUCCUCGACGAUGACUACUAUGCCUCUAAGGACUUUAAUCUGAAGGAUAUUCGAGUGCCAAUCCUUUCUGUAGCUAACUGGGGUGGAAUUCAUCUCCAUUUACGAGGAAACAUUGAAGGGUUUAUGUAUGCCGGGUCAGAACUCAAAUACCUACGCUUUGCUACAGGACGACACGAUCUGCCGUUCUAUACGAAGAAAUCUGUGGACCUUCAGAAAAGUUUCCUUGACGCCUUCCUCAAGGGCUGUGAUUCUGUUGGGUGGUCCACAGGGAAAGCACCUCGGGUUGAGCUGGUUGUUAGGAAGGGCAAUCCAGGUGUCAACAACCCUGAAGCUGAGAAGGCAUUCCCAACGAGGCUCGAGGAGGAGUGGCCCCUCCCUCGUACUACAUACACUAAGUACUAUCUAGGACAAGAUCACUCAUUAAGUGCAGGCCAGCCUUCACACCAAGGCAUUGGAAAUCUUGCUUAUCAGGCACCGUCUGGGAUCAAAGAGCAGUACACACUACAAUUCAAGACAAGUCCCACCGAACGAGAGGUUGAAUUUACCGGACAUGUUGUCGCCCACCUCAACGUCUCGGCCAGCGCUCUAAAGCCUACAAGUUCGCCACCUAGCGAGAUAGAUUUAUUCCUCACUCUACGUCAUCUCGAUGCUAAUGGCAACGAAGUUUUUUAUACUGGUGCAGAUGGUGAUUCUGUUCCAGUCUGCAAAGGAUGGCUUCGUGUCAGCCUGCGAAAAACAAACGACCAGAACAGUCAACACAAAUUUUGGCACCCUUAUCGCGAGUAUCGGUCAAUUGACGUGCUGCCGGUCGUUCCUGGAGACGUCUAUACUGUCGAUGUGGAACUCUGGCCAACGAGUGUGGUCCUGACCCGAGGUGAAGUGCUCGUAUUUGAGGUAUCAUCGGGAGACACCCAAGGCGCUGGAAGGUUUGAACACAACUCUUCUAUUGACCGUCCUCUGGAGAGGCUCCAAGGGUUCAACCACAUCCAUUUUGGUGAUGGGCUGGAGAACUAUAUCCUACUACCUGUCAUUCCAGCAGAGUAG